Messenger RNA from Didymodactylos carnosus, 627 nucleotides. NCBI's taxonomy places the organism in Eukaryota, Metazoa, Rotifera, Eurotatoria, Philodinida, Philodinidae. The record is from the annotation of a GenBank genome assembly.
AUGGAACUGUUACAAACACAUUUAAUCGAAUUAUAUCAGGAAUAUAGAAAAAAUUCGUCUGUUACUGUAAAAUUAAUUAAUAUUAAAUAUAAAAAAUGUGAUGUUACAUUUGAAAAAUAUUUAAACGAUUUAAAUAAUAACGUAUAUGAUGAUCGAGAGAAUAGACAACUGUUAGAAUGUUUUACUAUUGAAUAUCUUGAUUUAUUCUUUAAUGUUGAAUGUACUCAAAAAAUAAUUUUAAACAAGUUAUAUGAUGGAUUAUAUAGUGAUUUUCCUUCAAUAAUAAAAACUUAUUUAUUCGAAUAUUUGGAUAGUUGUAAACCAAAAUUAUUUCUCAACUGGAUACUCGAUAUUUUCAAUGAUGAUCAAGUAAUUGUUGAUGUGACAUUAUUUAAUCAAUAUGUUCAAUCAAAAAGAAAAAAAAAUUUAACAAAUGGUGAAAUUAGAUAUACAAUAGUGAAUGAAUCUCGUGAAACAGUCAUUAAUUUAUUAAAAAGUAAAAUAUUUAGAGAUAAUUCAUUCUCUAAAACAGCUUGGCUCGCAUUAUUUCGAUUAAAACAAAAUAUGUUGUUAACUGUUGAACAAAAAGAAUUAUUUACUGAAUGGUUAAAUGAUUUAACCUUAUAG